AUGGCGCCGGCCAAAAAACGCAACGUGAGUUCGGCAAAAACAACAGAACAAAGUAUAAAAAAAGCUAAAAUUGACUUAAAUAGCAAAGUCGGAAGUGUAUUUGAGAGCAGAAAACAUGCCAACGACGUUUUCGACAUCCUUGAGGUCCUUGAGUCAGAAAAGGAGAAGGAUGUUGUCAAUGCUGUCGACGCGUGCAGCAAAUUGUUCUGCACCUUGCUGGAGAGGAAAGAUCUGUAUAUAGGAAAACUGCCUGGAGAAGAGGAGGCGUUGAGUGGUGGAGGGUAUAGUGCUGAGGAGAAGUACCGCAUGUUCAUGCGACACCGUUACAACAGCUGUGUGGAGAUGCUGCUUGAGCACCUCAGCCAUGAGCUCCACAGAGUCAAGGAGAGUGCCCUCUGCUGCCUGAUGAAGUUUGCUGCAGCAGAAGGACAACAUCCCCUCGAGGACUUGGACUGGAGUGAACAUUACAGCUUCCCAAGAGAACUGAUGGGGGCAGUGGUGGACAGACUGCUGUCAAAAACUGCAGACAACUCCCUGCUGAUCUCCAGGUUCCAGGAGUUCCUUGAGAUGGAUGACGUUCGCUAUUAUGUCAUGAGCUCCAUCCGAGAGAAUCUGGGCCAAGUCAUGGACAAAACCAAAGGGGCAGUGGUGCCUGUAUAUCAGAGCAAUGUGUUUACCCUCAUGUCCAACAUCAGUGUGCCAAGCCAGGAGUCAGAACUCACCAACUUUAUGGUCAAACAGGAAGCCAAGCAUGAGGACUGGAAAGCUGCCAGACUGAAUGAACACAAACGUGUCUUUGAGAGGAUGUGGCUGGGCUUUCUCAAGUAUAAGUUGCCAAGCAACAUGUAUAAAAAGGUCCUGGUGAUCCUGCAUGACUCUAUCCUGCCACACAUGAGUAAACCCACGCUGAUGAUUGACUUCUUGACUGCAGCCUAUGAAGUUGGUGGGGCUAUCAGCCUGCUGGCCCUCAAUGGCCUUUUUGUCCUCAUACAUCAACACAACCUAGACUACCCUGAUUUCUACAAGAAGCUGUAUAAUCUGCUUGAUCCCUCCAUUUUCCACGUGAAGUACAGAGCACGCUUUUUCCACCUAGCUAACCUCUUCCUUAGCUCCAGUCACUUGCCAGUGUACUUGGUGGCUGCGUUUGCGAAACGCCUGGCUCGCUUGGCUCUAACAGCACCUGCCACAGCCCUCCUCAUAGUGUUGCCCUUCAUCUAUAACCUGAUCCGUCGCCACCCGUCUUGCAGAGUCCUUAUUCACAAGCCCAGCACAGAAGAUGAGCCUUUGGAGGACCCGUAUCUAAUGGAUGAAGAGGAUCCUGCUCAGUGCCGUGCCUUAGAGAGCAGCUUGUGGGAGAUUAAGACACUGCAGAAGCAUCACCAUCCAGACGUGGCAAAAGCUGCUAUGCUGAUCAACACACCCCUGCCAGAACAAGAGGAUGACAUCAGUGAGGUGCUGGAGAUAACAACAUAUGAGCUGAUGGAGAGAGACCUGAAGCAGCCUCAGAUCAAGAGCAUCCCACUGGAGUUUGAAACUGCCACACAGUUACUAAAAGGAGGGGGAGAUGUGUUAGGACAGCACUUCUGUCUGGAUUAAAACAAAUAAAAACCAACAGAACUGCAUUCAUAGUGUGGUAGAAAUUUCUGGGACCAGUUCAUUUGUCAGGGUGAAAGUUUACAGCAGUUUGAUCUGAACAUGAAGAAGACAUCUCUUCUGAAAAAUGAUCUGAACGAGUGUUUGAGACCAGUACCAAUGACUGCGACAGCAACAAGGACAGCAAUGCAUUUGAUUUGGAGUUGUGUUAUGUUUUUUCUCCAUUACCAUUGAUGUCUUGAUUUGAGACUAUCAAUAAAAACCUUUU
Molecule: messenger RNA, 1861 nt
Organism: Chelmon rostratus (copperband butterflyfish)
Lineage: Eukaryota; Metazoa; Chordata; Actinopteri; Chaetodontiformes; Chaetodontidae
Gene: noc4l
Product: nucleolar complex associated 4 homolog
Exons: 15
Coding region: 1-1596 (531 amino acids)
Biological process (GO): ribosome biogenesis
Cellular component (GO): Noc4p-Nop14p complex; nucleolus; small-subunit processome
Source: RefSeq, a predicted model, not a curated record